Messenger RNA from Trichophyton benhamiae CBS 112371, 1284 nucleotides. Its product is annotated as Amid-like NADH oxidoreductase, putative. Gene Ontology annotation, cellular component: cytoplasm. Lineage: Eukaryota; Fungi; Ascomycota; Eurotiomycetes; Onygenales; Arthrodermataceae. Bases 1 to 1284 code for a protein of 427 amino acids. The transcript has 3 exons. The record is from RefSeq and is a predicted model, not a curated record. Gene Ontology annotation, molecular function: flavin adenine dinucleotide binding; electron-transferring-flavoprotein dehydrogenase activity.
AUGCUGUCAGAGUCACUUAAGUUCUAUGGCAAGGGCUCGCGGGCGAUGCUAAGCAUAGGUUUAGCCCGUAUGUACCAACAUAUACAAGCAAUUGGACAUCGAUGGUUAUACCAGGCGACCCCAUCGCCGAAGAAUGUGGUAGUUCUUGGUGGCUCAUAUGCCGGUAUCCACCUUGCCCAGCGACUGACAGAGACAUUGCCGACUGGCUAUCGGGCGGUCUUGAUUGAAAAAAACUCGCAUUUUAACCAUCUUUAUGUAUUCCCAAGGUUCGGGGUGGUCCCGGGAAUGGAGCAGUCAGCUUUCAUUCCAUACACCGGAAUUGCUAGCCACGCACCUGCUGGUAUCUUUCAGCAUGUUCAAGACUCCGCAACGAGUGUCACAGGAAAUACGAUCGAACUGGCGUCGGGCAAGAGCAUUAACUAUGAGUAUCUUGCUAUUGCAACGGGAUCCCAUCAACCCCCACCGGCAAGGAUGAAGUCUAAAGACAAGGAGGAUGCAUGUGCUGAAAUGCGUGUGAUCCAGAAACAAGUUCAGAAUGCGAAAAGAAUUGCAGUGAUAGGAGGAGGUCCUGUGGGAGUUCAAGUUGCAACUGAUAUCAAGAGUUUCUUUCCGGCUAAGAAUGUUACCCUAAUUCACUCACGGCACCAACUCUUGCCAAAUUUUGGUCCGCGUUUACAUGGGCAUAUUCUGCAGAGACUUGACCGGUUAAAUAUUAAGAGCAUAUUGGGUGAACGACCACAGAGCACCACAGAAGCAGUUGAUGGGACUGCCCCAAUUAGUCAGGAGUUGUCGCUGCGGUUUAAGAAUGGCUCUGAAGAGAUAUAUGAUUUGGUGAUCUGGUGCACGGGACAACUCCCAAACUCAAGCAUCCUCUCGAAAUGCUUUCCCUCCGCCAUAUGUAAAGAAACCGGCCAGAUCCUCGUUCAUCCAACUCUGCAGGUCAACAACAGUCCUGGAAUUGGAAACAAACACAUUUUUGCACUGGGAGAUGUCGCCAAAACCGAUGGUCCACGGAUGGGCCGGGCUUGCCAAUCCCAGGCAGAAAUAGUCGCGUCAAAUAUUCUAACACUGAUCAAAAGCCAGGACCAACUUGUUACAUACCGUCCAUCUAUCGUUGAUAGAGUAAUCAAGUUAACACUUGGAAAGAACGACUAUGUCUGGUAUGUGAAAGAUGAUAAUGGCCGCGAACUGAUGUUGACAGGCAAAGGUGGUGGUACUGACCUCAGCGUUGGCCAAGCCUGGAGCAAGCUUAGAGUCAGCCCAAGAGAUAUAACUGGCCAUUAA